AUGAGACCCCUUACAAAUAUCUAUAUCUUCGCUUGUGUCUUUACAUUUGUGCUAUGGAAUAAUAUCCAGACAAGUAUGGAAAAUGAAUUUAUUGCAAAUUAUUCAAGCAGUUUGCUAACUAAUGUUCCAAAAAACAUCCCAGUCCAUACUCAUGUAUUAGAUUUAUCACAUAAUAAGAUCUCCGAACUUAGUAUCUCAGAAUUUAUCUAUCUUUCUGGCCUUCAAGUAUUGAAUCUUUCUUAUAAUCUAAUUACAGAGCUUGACUUUACUGUCUUCAUUUUUAAUGAAGAUUUAGAAUACUUAGAUAUAUCUCAUAAUAACAUUUUGAAAGUUUACUGUCAAACUCUUGUAUAUCUUAGACAUUUAGAUCUUUCGUUUAAUAAAUUUACUGCCCUGCCCAUCUGCCAGGAAUUUGGGAACAUGUUUCGUUUGGACUACCUAGGAUUAAGUGCCACGAUGAUACAACGGUCAGACUUCAGCUAUAUCACACAUUUGCAGCUGAACACUGUGUUCCUAACCUUAGAAGACUUUUCUCUGUAUGAGCCUCAGAGUCUGACAGCUUUGAAUACUAGAAGCCUCCACAUCGUUUUUGCAGCAAACCAAAACUUCAGUUUUUUACUCUUGUAUGAUGGAAUGAGCACUUCGGAAAAUGUAAAAAUAGUUAACAUAAGAUAUACCUUGAGCUACAAAGAUUUCCCCUCUCCUUCUUUAACUCUUCUGGAGAAAAUCAAGGCAACAGCUCUGGUGCUUGACACUGUGGACCUACAAUGGACUAUCAUUUUGCAAAUUUUCAUGCUUAUUUGGUAUUCACCUGUGGAGCAUCUGACUGUGACAAAUUUGACUUUUCGGGGACCACUGCGGGAUCUGAACAAAUAUGAAUUUCUAUACUUGUUAAGCUCUAUGGACCAAUUAAUCUUUUCGAGUGGCUCCAUGAAAGUGUUAACUUUGGAGCAUGUUCGUAAUAAGCUUUAUUACUUCAACCAAGAGAUUCUAUACAGACAGUUUUCAGAGAUGAAUAUCACCAGUUUGACAAUAUAUGAUGCAUAUAUGCCACACAUGCUUUGCCCCAAUAGAACAAGCUCAUUUCAGUAUAUAAAUUUUUCUCACAAUGCCCUGACAGAUGAAUUGUUCCAGAAUUGUGGCACUCUGACAGAUCUGAAAUUACUUAUUUUGCAGAGGAAUAAAUUUGAGAGCCUUCACAAGGUAAGCUUC
Molecule: messenger RNA, 1212 nt
Organism: Merops nubicus (carmine bee-eater)
Lineage: Eukaryota; Metazoa; Chordata; Aves; Coraciiformes; Meropidae
Product: toll-like receptor 6
Exons: 1
Biological process (GO): immune response; cellular response to bacterial lipopeptide; inflammatory response
Cellular component (GO): membrane
Molecular function (GO): transmembrane signaling receptor activity; Toll-like receptor 2 binding; lipopeptide binding
Source: RefSeq, a predicted model, not a curated record